AUGUUGUUCAUCAAUGUACUGCUCUUCUAUCUUGCCAUACUCCGCGCCGAAGCAUCACCUGCCCUCCCCUACAUCGCCACUAUGUUCUCUCAGAUCUCCCAAUACCUCAACAACGUCCACCUUUCCAACUGCCCUCUCGCCAAAACUAACCUCCCAUCUCAUGGAUCGCUCCCGGGGCCCAGCCCAGGUCUCAGCCUCAAAUACGUUACGAUAGGACGAGGAACACAAAGCUACACUUGCCAGGAUGACUCCAGCACUACAGUACCCAAAUCCGUGAGUGCCGUUGCAACGCUGGUCGAUGUUUCCUGCCUCGCCGCGUCCAAUCCAACACUUCUUCAUAACUUCACCCCUGUCGUGAAGGAAGUACAAUCUGAGGCACUUCCCUUCCUUGCCGUGCUUGGCAGUCAGCUCUCCUCGUCAGCUACAAAGUUCAUCUUGGGAAAACAUCAGUUCAAUGCUGCUGGCCAGCCAACCUUCGAUCUACGACUUGCUGGUGGGAGUGACUGGGUGGCAUCCAAAAGGGCUGCGAGUAGUGACGCACCCGACCGUAGCACUGUAAACGUGCCUUGGUUGAAGCUCACUUCUGUUAGUGGAAAUGGUAUCAAAGAAGUUUACCGCCUGCAUACAGUGGGAGGACAGCCUCCAGCCAACUGCCAGAAGCGUAAGGGUACAUUCCAGGUAGACUAUGCGGCGGAAUAUUGGUUCUACGGUUGA
Molecule: messenger RNA, 714 nt
Organism: Aspergillus nomiae NRRL 13137
Lineage: Eukaryota; Fungi; Ascomycota; Eurotiomycetes; Eurotiales; Aspergillaceae
Product: DUF3455 domain-containing protein
Exons: 2
Coding region: 1-714 (237 amino acids)
Source: RefSeq, a predicted model, not a curated record